AUGGCGGAGAAGCUCACCAAGAAGCAGUUGAAGGCUCAACAGUUUAAGAAAUCCAAGGAGGAACGUGAACAUGAUAAGUCGUUGAAGCGUGCAGCUGAGCAGGAACCUCCAGAGGAACCGGCGCCAGCAAAAAAGAAGCGUAAGACUCGUCGUGGUAAAAAGGGCAAAUCACGUCAAGAGCACCAUAACAGGUUCCUCGUUUUCGUGGGUAAUUUGGACAAAGAGACUUCACAAACUGAAUUGCAAGCCCAUUUCAAAUCAAGUUCGCCAGAUCAAAUCAGACUCCGUCCUGACAAGGGAAUCGCUUUCCUUGAGUUUGAACCUAAGGACAACAUUCAGCGUCGUAUGGAUAUUGCUCUGCUACAGCAUAAAACAACACUAAGAGGUAGACAAAUUAAUGUCGAGCUUACCGUUGGUGGUGGUGGUAAUAGUAAUGAAAGAUUGCAAAAAUUACAACAGAAGAACGAAAAACUGAUUAACGAGCGUAGAGAACGUAUUAAGAACAUGGUUAUACAAGACAAAUCAUCUGAAAAAUCAUCUGAAAAAUCACAGACUGAUCAAAAGACGACCACUGGUGUUCAUCCUGACAGGGCUAAGCUGUUACAGUGA
Zygosaccharomyces rouxii is the source of this 609-nucleotide messenger RNA. It is a transcript of the gene NOP6, whose product is annotated as Nop6p. NCBI's taxonomy places the organism in Eukaryota, Fungi, Ascomycota, Saccharomycetes, Saccharomycetales, Saccharomycetaceae. The coding region runs from base 1 to 609 and encodes 202 amino acids. The transcript has a single exon. The record is from RefSeq and is a predicted model, not a curated record. Gene Ontology annotation, molecular function: RNA binding.